Messenger RNA from Molossus molossus (Pallas's mastiff bat), 1311 nucleotides. It is a transcript of the gene MYG1, whose product is annotated as MYG1 exonuclease. The coding region runs from base 150 to 1295 and encodes 381 amino acids. The record is from RefSeq and is a predicted model, not a curated record. Gene Ontology annotation, cellular component: cytoplasm; nucleus. The transcript is spliced from 7 exons. Lineage: Eukaryota; Metazoa; Chordata; Mammalia; Chiroptera; Molossidae.
CCCUGGAGGAGCGGGGAGAAUGCCUUUGCAGCAUAGCAGGCCCGCUCUGCCAGGCCGUUGCUGCCGUGGGAAAGGCCGACAAGCGGAAGUGAAGCUGAACAAGCACUUCCUUUUCCGGCUCGGCGCCCCAGUCUUCGCACAGAAGCUGCAUGGGCCGCCGCUUCCUGCGCGGACUCCUACCUCUGCUGUUGUGGCCUUCACCCUUCGGUGUCCGGCAUUGCAGGCACAGCCUGGAGUCCGUCCAGCCCGCCAAACGACCCCGCAGCAGCCCCAUGGCACCGCCCCGAAUCGGGACGCACAACGGCACCUUCCACUGCGAUGAAGCCCUGGCGUGCGCAUUGCUACGCCUCCUGCCGCAGUACCGGGAUGCAGAGAUUGUGCGAACCCGGGACCCCGAAAAAUUAGCCACUUGUGACAUCGUGGUAGACGUGGGUGGCGAAUAUGACCCUCAGAGACACCGAUAUGACCAUCAUCAGAGGUCUUUCACAGAGACCAUGAGCUCCCUGUCCCCUGGGAAGCCAUGGCAGACCAAGCUGAGCAGUGCGGGACUCAUCUAUCUGCACUUCGGGCACAAGCUGCUGGCCCAGUUGCUGGGCACUAGUGAAGAAGACAGCGUGGUGGGCACCCUCUAUGACAAGAUGUAUGAGAACUUCGUGGAGGAGGUGGAUGCAGUGGAUAAUGGGAUCUCCCAAUGGGAGGGGGGAGAGCCUCGAUAUGCGCUGACCACUACGCUGAGUGCCCGGGUUGCUCGGCUUAAUCCCACCUGGAACCAGCCCAACCAAGACACUGAGGCUGGAUUCAAGCGUGCAAUGGAUCUGGUUCGAGAGGAGUUUCUGCAGAGACUAGACUUCUACCAGCACAGCUGGCUACCUGCCCGGACCUUGGUGGAAGAGGCCCUGGCCCAGCGAUUACAGGUGGACCCAAGUGGGGAGAUAAUAGAACUGGCAAAAGGUGGAUGCCCCUGGAAAGAGCACCUUUAUCACUUGGAAUCUGGGCUAGUACCCCCAGUGACCAUCGCCUUUGUUAUCUACACUGACCAGGCUGGACAGUGGCGGGUACAGUGUGUGCCCAAGGAGCUCCAUUCAUUCCAGAGCAGGCUGCCUCUGCCAGAGUCAUGGCGAGGUCUUCGGGAUGAGGCUCUGGAUCAAGUCAGUGGAAUUCCUGGCUGCGUCUUUGUCCAUGCCAGCGGCUUCAUUGGUGGGCACCACACACGAGAGGGUGCCUUGAGCAUGGCCCGUGCCACCUUGGCCCAGCGCCCAGCACCUAUGCCUCCCACAAAUCCCCUCAUCCAAUAAAAUUUCUUCCAUCUCA